AUUAUCUAUAAAUUGAGUCCUGCAACCUUUCUAAGCUCCCAUCAAUACAAACAUACUCGAAGCUAAAAUUACAAGUUAACUAUGAAAUCUAUAUUUCUAUCAUUUGUGAUUCUCUUUGGCAUGUCCACCCAACCCUUGCACAGAGAAGUUGAUGCUUCACCUGAGCAAGUGGUUGACAUAGAAGGCAACAAGGUUCGGGUCGGAGUAGACUACUACAUCCGACCGGUCCCAACAACCCCGUGCAACGGUCGCGGGCCUUGUGUUGUUGGAAGUGGUUUUGUUCUUGUAGCAAGAUCACCAAACGAGACAUGUCCACUUAAUGUUGUAGUGGUCGAAGGUUUCCGUGGCCAAGGAGUAACAUUUACACCAGUUAACCCUAAGAAAGGUGUUAUUAGGGUUUCCACUGAUCUCAACAUUAAAACUUCCCUUGAUACAGUGUGUGAAGAGUCCACAGUAUGGACACUUGAUGAUUUUGAUUCCUCAGCCGGACAAUGGUUUGUGACUACGGGCGGGGUUGUUGGAAAUCCUGGUAAAGACACCAUUAGCAAUUGGUUCAAGAUUGAGAGGUAUGAAGAUGACUAUAAGCUUGUGUUUUGCCCUACUGUAUGCAACUUUUGCAAGCCCUUGUGCAGAAAUGUUGGAGUCUUUAGGGAUAGUAAUGGGAAUCAACGUGUGGCUCUCACUGAUGUGCCUUACAAAGUUAGGUUCCAGCCAUCUGCUUGAAGCAUUCUCAAUACAUGAACAAAUUGUGUAAUAUAUAUUCUUCACUUUUACAAUACUGAUAAUGUAAAAGUGAAUAGCAUCAUGAAUAAAAUCAAUCAAUAUGUUUAAAAAUUA
Lathyrus oleraceus (garden pea) is the source of this 837-nucleotide messenger RNA. Its product is annotated as kunitz trypsin inhibitor 5. Gene Ontology annotation, molecular function: endopeptidase inhibitor activity. The coding region runs from base 82 to 723 and encodes 213 amino acids. NCBI's taxonomy places the organism in Eukaryota, Viridiplantae, Streptophyta, Magnoliopsida, Fabales, Fabaceae. The record is from RefSeq and is a predicted model, not a curated record. The transcript has a single exon.